AUGCGAUUUGCGCAAGUCCUUAGCGCAGGACUGCUCCAUCUCCCAGUUGCGUCCUGCCAGACAGUCGCCGGUCCAGAGCUUGCGAAUGCAACACUGCCAGCCAAUAACAGUGCGGCUGCUCUCAUCUCUCAAGCCCUCAGAACCCUCGAAAAGAUCAACUUAGCUCGAUUUGAGAGCCCAGUUUUCAAUAAAUACGAGUUCAAGCUGCAAGAGGAAGACGCGGCAGGCUCGAGCAAGCUUGCCCAACCACUGCGAUACUUGCCAGACGAGAAGCAUGCUGUCAGGCGGAGCAACAUAACCUCUGACGGCACGCAAAACGUUACAAGCUACACGAUUCCGGAUGAGCUCAGACAGGCAGCCCGGGAUCUUGCCGAGUCGACGGCGCAGGUUCCCUCUGGCGAUCAUGAGCAGAUUGCAAGGGAGAUGCGAGAGAAGUAUAGCUCUGGAAUGACAAAUGAUACCGAGGUUCCCCAAAGCUUAGACGCUCCAGAAGGACGACUGUCCGUCUUUGCAGAUGAUGCAGCUGGCGUUGGAAAACGUGACACCGGGUAUUGGUUGAUUGACGACCAGAGCUUUCCUGGUCAAAGCCCGUUCGCGCCUGCUGGCUACAGAGUCUGGAGAAACGUGAAAGACUAUGGAGCCAAAGGUGAUGGCAAAGCCGAUGAUACAGAAGCAAUCAACAGGGCAAUUGCCAACGGCGGCAGAUGUGGUCCGGACUGCGGCUCCAGUACCAUCUAUCCUGCUGUCGUGUAUUUUCCGUCAGGCACCUACCUUGUUAGCAGCCCUAUCAUCCAGUACUACAAUACACAGCUUCUAGGUGACCCCAAGAACGUGCCAACCAUCCUCGCUGCCCAAAGCUUCGUCGGCCUAGGCGUCAUUACUAGCAACGUCUAUGUUGGAGACGACAUUGGCUGGUAUUUAAACACAAACAACUUCCUGCGCAGCGUUAAGAAUUUCAAAAUGGAUAUCCGUCUUACGGAGCGCCGGGCAUACAUCUGCGCGAUCCAUUGGCAGGUCGCGCAGGGCACGUCGCUCGAAAAUAUUGAGUUUUACAUGCUGUACAAUUCAGAUUACCCAGACAACACACAGCAGGGGAUCUACAUGGAAAAUGGUUCCGGCGGCUUCCUGUCAGAGCUUGUCUUUGUCGGUGGCAACUUCGGAGCGUACUUUGGCAACCAGCAAUUUACGACUAGCCAUUUGGUCUUUGCCCGAAGCAACACAGCGCUUCAGGUACACUGGGACUGGGCAUGGACUAUGCAAGAUUUCAUCAUCGAAAGCUGCACGCGCGGAUUGGUGAUCACAGGUGGCGCGGGCGGUUCCCACAGCACCGGCCAAGGCGUCGGGUCGCUGCUGCUAACCGACACUAUCAUCGCCAAUACCCCGGCCGGAAUCGUCACAUCUCUGCAGGCCGAUAGCUCGACCUCAUUUCUCAUGCAAAACGUGGGCUUCUUCAAUGUCACGGCCGCAGUCAAGGAUACCGUCAAGAAUCGCGAUCUGCUGGCCGGCGGACAGGAGGUGCACGUUCCCAGCUGGGGGUUCGGUCGCGUCACAGACGCCAAGGGAACGAGCCGUUUCGUUGAUGCGGACUACAUCCCCGCGAUGAACCGCAGCGAGGAGCUUCUUGGAAGCGCAUACGAUAAGAUGCAGCGCAACCUCUUCACGCGUCGUCGGCCAAAGUACUACGACGUUCCACGCAAUAAGAUUAUGAAUGUUCGGCAGCUCGGCGCAAAGGGCGACGGGAAAACAGACGACACCUACGUUUUGAACGCCAUUCUCCAAGGGGCAGCCAAUACAUCAUCUGUUGUGUAUUUCCCCUUUGGAGUGUAUCUGGUGAGGGACACGGUGAAAUUCCCAAUCGGCUCUAGAGUAAUAGGUCAGGCUUGGUCGCAGAUCAUGGCAACGGGCGCAAAGUUUGAGAAUGAAGCAGAGCCUCGUGCGGUUGUCCAGGUUGGAGAGCCUGGAGAACGUGGAAUCAUUGAGAUCCAGGAUAUGAUGGUGACGGUCUCUGGCGCGACUGCAGGCGCCGUCCUCAUGGAAUGGAAUGCUCAAGAGUCAAGCAAAGGAUCAGUGGGAAUGUGGGAUUCUCACUUUCGCGUGGGAGGUGCAAUUGGGUCUAAGCUGCAGAAAGCCCAGUGCCCCAAACUCACCGGAGCGGUCAAUGCGCAAUGCAAGGCCGCCUCGCUUCUGCUUCAUCUAAAACCCGAGUCAACAGCAUAUCUCGAAAAUAUCGACAUUUACGUUGGGCGUGGCAUUCUCAUCGAAAGUCAGCGAGCUUGGCUGUGGGGGACGGCCUCGGAGCACGCUGUCUUUUAUCAGUAUCAGCUUUCGGGUGCUAAAAACAUCUUGAUGGGAAUGAUACAGACAGAGUCACCGUAUUAUCAACCUUCUCCAAUGGCACCACAGCCAUUCAAGGCUGGAACAUUUCCCAACGAUCCGACCUUUAGUGAUUGCAGCCCAACCGACUUGCGCUGUGCCUCCUCUUGGGCCGUUCGCCUGAUCGACUCGUCAUCCAUUUACAUGCUCGGUUCUGGAUUGUACUCGUGGUUUUCCCAAUAUUCACAAGAUUGCUUAAAGACGGAAGACUGCCAAGCUCGUGCAAUCGAUAUUCAGAACAGCCAUGACAUCUGGAUAUACAACCUUUGCACAAAGGCCAUUGUCGAGAUGGUGUCACCGCUCGGCGCUGUGCCGACAUACGCCAAAGAUAAUAUCAAUGGUUUCCUCUCUUCUAUUCUGGCGUGGCUCCAGGGCUCCAAGGAAGUCAGUGGCAGGUACAAGUUUCCUGGAUUUGAGGUUUACACCGCCGACGGGUUGCAGAAUGUCCCACUACCCGAUCUUUGCAAGUCCGCCUUGACUUCCAAGAUUCUAUGUGUCGACUUGGUCUCCUCGUUCGCUGAACCGCAGUAUCGCGGCUCACUAUCAAGUGCGAAGCUGAUGGACGCCGUCUGUGAUGAAGGAUGCGGGCUGUCCUUGAAGUCCUGGUUUGACAACGUCAACGAUAACUGCAAUGGCUACAACAUCUCCAGUCAGAUUCCCACCUUGCUUGGUGGACGCAUGUGGGCGGGAGUCAAUGAAACCUGUUCCAAGGAUCCAAAGUCGGACCGUUAUUGCAACGAUAUCAUUAGGGAUUUCACGCUCGUCAGCGAUGUGCAGAGCAUGCCACAGAACGAGCUUUGUUCAGACUGCUACGCCGGUCGCCUUCGGAUGAUGCAACGUUCGUCCUACUCCAUUUAUGGCGAAAUGUACAAAGAUUCGCUCGAUUUCGUUGUGAAAAAGUGUGGAAUCAAGUCCGACACAUCCAUCCCUCCAUCGGUCGCUCCGCCGGCGGAGAUUCCAAGGUCUGACCUCUGCGUAUCGCAGCAGUGGUAUGAAGUACCUGACAAUGGCCAGUCCUGUGACUCCAUUGCGUUGUCCAAAAAUGUCUCUUCAGCGGCACUGUAUGGCACGAAUCCAACCAUUGCCAAUUGCAGCGCUAUUCAGCCGGGACUCAAAAUUUGUUUGCCCCUCAGCUGCGCCCAUGUCUACAAAGUUCAACCCGAUGAUACCUGCAGCAGCAUAGAGGCUAACUACAUACUUGGUGAGCUUCCAGGUAGCCUUCGACACUACAAUUCAUGGCUCUACUUUGAUUGCAGCAACCUCCACACCGCUGCUUCCGCGUUAGGGCGGGUCGUCUGUCUCGCGCCGCAGAAUGGACAGUUCAACAGCACAGUCGGGUCUCCCGUUGCGCCGAAGCAAGCAGAUGGAUAUGCGAAUACAGUCAUUCCUCCUCCAGACAGUGGUGUAGUUGCGAAGAACACGACCAGGAGGUGUGGGCGAUGGCACGUUGCCGACAAGGACGAUGACUGCGUUUCGAUCUGCUUGAAAAACAAGAUUGACAUUUCCCUUUUCCUGAAAGUCAAUCCCUCCCUCAGUACACAGGACUGCACCGCCACACUGGUGAGGUCCUAUGCAUACUGCGCAGGGCCUGUGCACGAUUGGGAUGCUCAGAUCCAACCACCCACACCCUCGAUUGAUCGACCCAACGACGGGCCAGAGUAUUGGACCUCAUACGGCGGCGAGUUCCGUAUCGUAAAGCGUGAGAUAACUGGCAAGUACUCUGAAGGCGGCAGAGCCAUACACCAAAUACCGUUCGCGGACUUCACGCUGGACGUGUAUACGCGAGUAGAGCGUGGUGGUAACAGUGGUGUCGUCUUCCGUGACCAGGCCACCGUCCGCGGCGAUACUAGUUUCCGGGGAUACUACUUUGGUAUCUCGACAGACGGCUACGCGGUCCUUGGAUACGAGAACAAUGGUUGGAGAGAUCUUGCCAAGGUGCCAGCCACCAUUAAGGACUCUUCCAAAGGAAUUCAUCGUCUUGGAGUAGUGGCGCGAGGAGAUCUCAUUUCUGUCUACCUGGAUGAUGCCGCAAUGAAAAAUCCAAUCAUGCAAGUCAGAGACGGGACUUACAAGGACGGUAGGGUUGGGGUGCGUGUGUAUAAGACGUCAGCCGCGUGGGCCGACGUCACGGUUCGAUACGUCUAG
Akanthomyces muscarius is the source of this 4518-nucleotide messenger RNA. RefSeq lists its product as uncharacterized. The transcript is spliced from 5 exons. The coding region runs from base 1 to 4518 and encodes 1505 amino acids. The record is from RefSeq and is a predicted model, not a curated record. Lineage: Eukaryota; Fungi; Ascomycota; Sordariomycetes; Hypocreales; Cordycipitaceae.